UGGGAGGGCUGGCCGUCGAGUCUCUCACUGGCAGUGAAAGUAGAGUGGGGAGGCUGGCCGUUAAAGAAAGUGCCUGCGCCUCAGGACCCUCCUCUCUUCACUACGGCGCUUUUCGCCCGUUGUUCGCGAAACGUGAGGCCCUUCUGAAGAACUCCGCUCCGUCUUAGCUUCCUGGUGACACGUUUUAAAGGAAACCCCUGUCUGAUAUUUCCCCAGGAACACAUAUUGGAUUUUUAUUACAUUAUUUUUUUUAAUUGACCGACGCUAUAUUAACGGCUCCGGCCAUGGCUGCCAGCGCGAAGCGAAAACAGGAGGAAAAACACCUGAAGAUGCUGCGGGAAAUGACGAGUUUGGCGCCCAACCGAAAGUGCUUCGACUGCGACCAGCGCGGCCCGACCUACGCCAACAUGACCGUGGGCUCGUUCGUCUGCACGUCCUGCUCAGGCAUCCUACGAGGCCUGAAUCCCCCCCACAGAGUGAAGUCCAUCUCCAUGACGACCUUCACGCAACAGGAAAUAGAAUUUCUACAGAAACAUGGAAAUGAGGUAUGUAAACAGAUAUGGCUUGGCCUUUAUGAUGACAGAAACUUGGCCAUUCCAGACUUCAGAGAACCUCAGAAAGUCAAAGAGUUUCUUCAGGACAAAUACGAAAAGAAGCGAUGGUAUGUUCCUCCAGAGCAGGCUAAAACCGUGGCGUCGGUUCACGCGUCUGUCUCUGGUUCAUCUGCUAGCAGCAACAGCAGCACUCCAGAGGUCCGACCUCUCAAAACAUUACUGGGGGAAUCAGUGCCCACUUUACACCUCAACAAAAACACACCCAGCCAGUCUCCAGUUGUGUCACGCACUCAGCUGACCCAGCAGCAGCAGCUGCAGCUGCAGCAGCAGCAGCAGCAUCAUCAGGACAAGAGGUUUGAUCUGCUCAGCGAUCUAGGUGGCGACAUUUUCGCGCCUCCGCACUCGCAGUCCACAGGCAACGCAAACUUUGCCAACUUUGCACAUUUCAACAGUCAUUCGGCAGCGCAGAAUGCAAAUUCUAAUGCAGAUUUUGCGAAUUUUGAUGCGUUCAAUAAUUCUGCUGCUCAACCCACAGCAACAUUUCCAUCAGCUGCACAAGCCCCAUUUCAGCCCGCACAACCAGGUAGCUCAUCAGGACCAGCUAAUGCCAACUUUGCGAACUUCGACAACUUCCCCAAGUCGUGCAGUGCUGAUUUCGCCUCAUUUAGCUCCGGCCAGAGUAACUCAGUUGGAGAGAGGCAUAAAGCAGAUACAGUCAGUGUCCCUGCGGACCGAUACGCGGCCCUUGCCGACCUCGACAACAUGUUUGGUACCAAACCUGAGCAAGGCACAAGCUCAGCCCCUCCUUCAGCAGGUGUGGGUCCUCCACCUCCACAGGCGGCUCUUUUGGGCGGCGAUCGCUACGCUGCUCUAGCUGAGCUAGACACUGUCUUUAGCUCCUCAGUGCCAAACGUGAGCGGCUACAACACUGCCACCACAGCACAAGGGUCUAUGUUUGGAUCCACUACGGCUGUUCCUCCAGUUCCAGCACAACAGGGUUUACCCAGCAUGCCUCAGGGUUUUGGAGGGCCUUCGACAAAUCCAUUCGUCGCUCCCGGGGCUGCACAGGCCGCUGCCACUAACCCAUUCCAGACCAAUGGAAGAGCACCGGUACCAGGAGUGGGUGUGGCCACAGCAGCCUCUUUCGGUCCACCUUCCAUGAGCAUGCCGGCUGGGUUUGGAAACGCUGCCGCAUACAACCUUCCCACCAGCUUCAGUGGAAACUUCCAGCAAGCGUUUCCCGGACAGCAGUUUGCCCACCAGCACGCGUUUCCCCAACAACCCAAUGGAGGUUUUGCUGCAUUCGGUCAGGGUAAAGUCGCUCCGUUUGGACAGAACAUGGUGGCACCUGGAGUAACCAACAAUCCCUUCCUGGCGGGGGCACCAGCAGCACAGUUUCCUGCAGGAGGUUCCUCCACAAACCCCUUCUUAUAGCGCGCCUUCGUCCUCCGCUCCACCGGUGGGCGACCUGCGACUUGUUCGCACCUCUUGCACUGUUUUGUUUCUCAAGUAGCUUUAAAAAAAAAACAUCAAUUUCUUAAAGAAAUUUUUUUAUUGAAUUUCAAGAGCAAAGACUGAAAAAAGCAGCAAAGGAAUAUAUACAUGAUUCUCUCUAUGGCAACAUCCAUAGCCACAGAAAACAAAACAUGUUGCAGGGUUGUCUGGAAAAAAAGGAGUUGUUUUUUUUUUUUUUUUUAUACCCGUUCUCUGUGAAAUGGCCUAACCUGGAAAUCAUCUGCAAGACGUGGUGGAUUACUAAGUUAUUGCAAAUCUCCUGUUCAUGCUAAUGCUGCAAUUCUGUAUAUAAUUCUUUCAUAGAAAUUGCUAAAUUUUAGGUCUUUGUGCAUAUCAGUAUUUGUAUCUUUAACACACAUACACACGUACAACCAUGCUGCAUAUACGGCGUUGACGUCCGCCAUGCUGUGAAUAACAUUAAGCAAGAAUGUGGAAUCCCUUUUUGACAUCAUAGUGUCGCCUUUUUGUGCUUUUGGAGUUUCUGAGACUGAGGCAAAAACUUUUUUUCCGUUAUGAGGAGUUAAAACUUACAAGACUCUUUUUGAACUCCUCCUGCACUCAUGAGACUCUGACUCAAGACCACUUAUGUUACAGAAAUCUAAGUUAAUGUGUGUAUAUAUAUAUAUAAAUAAAUACAUAUACAAUAUAUAUUAAAAUGAAUUUUACCUAAAUCAA
Labeo rohita (rohu) is the source of this 2744-nucleotide messenger RNA. RefSeq names its product ArfGAP with FG repeats 1a (gene agfg1a). Gene Ontology annotation, molecular function: GTPase activator activity. The record is from RefSeq and is a predicted model, not a curated record. NCBI's taxonomy places the organism in Eukaryota, Metazoa, Chordata, Actinopteri, Cypriniformes, Cyprinidae.